AUGGCUCCCAUGAUGAAACCCCUUCACCUCGCCGUCCUCGGACUCUCCAGCACGGUUUUGGGUGCGGUACAGCCAUAUGGCCAAUGUGGAGGCGUCACUCAUACUGGCGAGACCACUUGCGUCGAAGGCUGGUCGUGCAAGUCCUUCAACCCCUACUACUCUCAGUGUGUAGAAGGCGGAGGAAACGAUCCAGCACCACCUGUUCCCACAAGUGCAGUGCCAACCGGAGGCCCCAUUGGCACCGCACCACCCACCACCCUCUCCACCCGUCCCAUCCCCACAGGAAGCGUGGGCAUCCCAUCAGCAACCGUCAACGGCACGCUCCCAGCCAGCACCAAACUCGCCUCCGCCAACGCGGCCGUGGCCUGCUCUCUCCAAGAGAAAUUCGUCGCCGCGGGCAAAAAAUACAUCGGCGUAGCCGCCGACUCCAACACGCUCAACGACGCGACAAACGCCGACAUCAUCAAAGCAAACUUCAACCAAGUGACGCCGGAAAACAGCAUGAAAUGGGACGCCACCGAAUCGCAAAAGGGCGUCUUCACCUUCACGGGCUCCGACGCCCUGGUCAACUUCGCCACGUCCAACUCGCAGCUCGUCCGCGGCCACACCACCGUCUGGCACUCGCAGCUCCCGACCUGGGUCUCGUCCAUCACCGACAAGACCACCCUCGAGGACGUCAUGAAGAACCACAUCACAUCCGUGAUGAAGCAGUACGCCGGCAAAGUCUACGCCUGGGACGUGGUUAACGAAAUCCUGUCUGAAGACGGCGGCUUCCGCUCCUCCGUCUUCUACAACGUCCUCGGCGAGUCCUUUGUCGCGACUGCCUUUGAAACCGCCCGCGCCGCCGACCCGGCCGCAAAACUCUACAUCAACGACUACAACCUCGACUCAAACAACUACGCGAAGACAAAGGGCAUGGUGACCAAAGUCGCCGCGUGGGUCGCGGCGGGCGUCCCCAUCGACGGUGUGGGCUCGCAGUCGCAUCUCGGCGGGAACUGGCCCAUCAGCGAGUACCCGCAGGCGCUCAGCGACUUGUGCGGCGUCGCGAGCGAGUGUGCUAUUACCGAGUUGGAUAUCAAGGGUGCGUCUGCGGACGAUUACACGCUCGUUACCAAGGCUUGCUUGGACUUGGAGAAUUGCGUCGGUAUUACCGUGUGGGGGGUUAGCGACAAGUAUUCGUGGAGGCAAGGCGACGAUCCGUUGUUGUUUGAUGGAAACUUCCAGGCUAAGCCGGCUUAUGAUGCCAUCUGCGGUAUCUUGUAG
Molecule: messenger RNA, 1263 nt
Organism: Periconia digitata
Lineage: Eukaryota; Fungi; Ascomycota; Dothideomycetes; Pleosporales; Periconiaceae
Source: the annotation of a GenBank genome assembly